Polyodon spathula (Mississippi paddlefish) is the source of this 1645-nucleotide messenger RNA. Its product is annotated as major histocompatibility complex class I-related gene protein-like. The transcript is spliced from 8 exons. Gene Ontology annotation, biological process: immune response. Gene Ontology annotation, cellular component: external side of plasma membrane. The record is from RefSeq and is a predicted model, not a curated record. NCBI's taxonomy places the organism in Eukaryota, Metazoa, Chordata, Actinopteri, Acipenseriformes, Polyodontidae. Bases 436 to 1560 code for a protein of 374 amino acids.
AUGUAAAAUAGUGUUUUUAUUCACCCCGGAUAGUGAUUGUGGUUUGAUAAAUCUGCACUUCGUGGCUCUCGUGUUCCUGACAGGCUUCCCACGCCGUAUAGAAACCCCGCUGCUGUGAAGCUUGAUCGCUGCUUUCCUGCAAAAAUGCUAACUUUCAAAACAACACAAUCCAGCUUCACUUCAGAGACACAAACCUGAACAAAACUAUUCACCCGGAUACUGCUGAUGCGCGCUUCCCAUUGGCUGGACCACGCUCGCUUAGCCAAUCACAAAAUUCCAGACUGAGAGAGUUUCUGAUAAGCGGUGUGAUCGGUUCGUGGUUGGCAAAAGCUAGAAGAAUUGUAUUAAAAAUAUUAAAUAUCCAUUUCACAAGCAACCCGGUUGUUUAUAAGCGAGUGUGGUGUUGAAUACCCUGCUCUGUGGAGACUAUCGGAGAUGACCCGGGUGGCUGUGCUCGGGAUUCUCUGCUGGGUUCAUGCAGCUGCCGCAGGAACUCACUCACUGCAGGGUUUUGGAGUGGCAACCACAGAAGGGACUGGGUUUCCAGAGUUUGUGUUUCUGGCGAUGCUGGAUGAUGUGCAAUACAUGUCCUUUAACAGCACCAUGAAAAAACCCGUCUUCCAAACACACUGGAGGAAUGAGACGAAGGGUCGGGAGUUCAGGGAAAGACGCAGCUGGUAUAUUCUCCAUGGUCAACAAAUCUUAAAAUGGAGUUUGAUAAAUACAGUCCAGCACUUUAACCAUACUGGAGUUCACACUUAUCAGUACAUGGGUGGCUGUGAGCUGGAUGAUGACGGGACCAGGCGGGCAUAUUUGUCUCAUGCGUAUGAUGGGAAGGAUUUUAUUAGUUUUGAUGUAGAGACCCUGACCUGGGUCGCUGCUGUGCCACAGGCUGUCUUCUAUAAACACAAGCAGGAAGCUGACCCAGCCUGGCAACAGAUCACUUUGGACUAUCAUAGACAGGACUGUUUCCUGUUGCUGGAGCAGUACCUCCAGUAUGGGAUGGAGACCCUGCAGAGAAAAGUCCGCCCUGCAGUGACGCUGAUACAGAGGAAAGCGCGUGAAUCUGCAGGAACGGACGUCAUUUGCCACGUGACGGGGUUCUACCCCCGAGAGGUUGAGGUGAACUGGGUCAGAGACGGGGAGGCUGUGCUGGAGGAGGGGGUGUGGAGUGGAGAGGUGCUGCCCAACGGGGACACAACCUACCAGCUGAGAAAGAUCCUGACAGUGAGUCCUGAGGACCAGAAGAAACACAGCUACUCCUGCCAGGUGCACCACGCCAGCCUGGAUGAGAAGAUGGAUGUGAAAUGGGCUCCAGAGGCUGCUCUGAACGUGGGGUUUGUUGCUGGUGGUGUGCUGGCUGCUCUGGGUCUGAUCAUCGCAGUGAUCAUAGGAGUUCACAUCUGGAUGAAAAGAGCAUCAGGUGCCAGGAGCCCUGACUACACAGCAGCGCAGACAAAGGAACAAAGUGAUGCUUCAUCCAGCUCCACCAGCGACGACAGGUGUGACCCUGUUGCAGAGAAGCUGACGGCACAGAUAGAGAAUAUACAGCUCAGCUGAGACUUCAUCUUUUACACUUUAUUUACCCAGAUAUUGCCACACAGAGUGAUCGCACAAACCAAUACACUUUCCACUGUAUUGUACU